UCUGCAUCACUCGCUCAGCUUUUUUGUUUUGGCCAAAAUCUGCAAAUCAGCCAAUCAGUUGUUUUAAUUGCCGUUGAUAGUCAGAAAAUGAGCUCUGAGGUUUUAGUGUCGAGGCCACACUAUGACAGCAGAGCUGUGGCUCAGGGUGUCCCACAGAGAGAGCCUCCUGUAGAGCCGGAUGUCCCGCAGCCAUCCUCGGGUUCAGCCACAGCGGGGUACCGCUCUGCCAAGUACUCUGCGGGUGAGUGGUUCUCCAACUACCACACCAUCCUCCAGCAGGCCGGUGCCGACCAACAUGAGGCCCGGAGCAUCCAGCGAGAGUCCAAAACUCUGUACCAGGACACCGAGACAGCCACUUUGAAGACCCAGGCCCAGGGGACACGUCUCCUGGGAGGGAGACUACAAGAGAUCCACCACUGGAAGUCUGAGCUGCAGCGGCACAUCGAGCAGCUGCUGGCCGACACGGAGGCGCUGCUGGCGCUGAAGAGCCGGCUGGAGAAGGCGCUGGACGCCACUGAGACUCCGUACGCCAUCGCUACCGAUAAUCUCAACUGCAGGACCAGAAGACUGGGACCAGACCUGGUCCGAGACACCGUGGAGGAGGAGCUGCUCAAGGAAGUGGAUUUGAUCAGGAGCGUCCAGGCUCUUCUGAAGAGAACAACUGCUCAGGUUGUCAGUCAGAUCAAGAUGAACAGAGAAGCCAAGCAGACGUUAGAGUUGGACUGGUCUGAUAAAUACCAGGCCUACAACUUUGAUGACCAGAGUGGAAGAUACAGUAACAUGAGUCUGGCUACACAGCACCACCCCAGCUCAGCCACCGUGCAGGACCAGGUUUCUAACGGCACAUCAUGGACAAAAUUUACACAGGACAACCUGUCCAAGGCCUUGCAGGAAGAACAGGCCACCAACAGUCUCAGAGUGCUGGUGGAGCGAGUGCUGCAGGACACCAGUGAGGACCUGAGAGUCCAGUGCUCCACUGUGGACCGAGCCUUCAGCCAGCGCUGUGAGGAGCUGAUAGAAGCAAAGACCCAGCUGGAGAUGAGGCUCGCACAGAUUUUGGAGCAGAUUGGGGCCCAGGAGAGGAACAUUGUGGCUCUGCAGCAGGCUAUCCACAACAAAGAGGCUCCACUGAGGGUCGCUCAGUCCAGACUGUACCUCCGCUCCCUCAGACCCAACAUGGAGCUCUGCAGAGAUGAGCCUCAGUUCAGUUUGGAAGGGGAGGUGAGGCAGAUUGAUGCCACUCUGGCGUCUCUGCACCAGCAGCUAAGCGAGGCCAGAGGCUCCCUGUCCCACCUAGAAGAGUCACGCAUUACCCUUGAGAAGGACAUUAACUGUAAAACACACUCACUGUUCAUCGAGAGAGAAAAGUGCAUGACUCACCGCAAACGAUACCCAGCAGUCUCCACGUUGUCAGGAUACUGAGGCAGACGACUCUGACUGUUUGUGUGUGGUAUUUGCUUUGCAUUGUUGUUUAUUUGUUUGGUUGUUUUUUUUAGUGUCUUUGUUGUGCUGUGUCGUAAGAAUCAGUGAGAUAUUGUGUCAUCAAGAAAGCCUUAAAACUGACCUCUGCUGACAAUGUACUAAAAUAUUUUUAAUAUUAUCCCCCUUUAUGUAAUGCGGAACCAGUAGUCAUUCAUUUUUGCAAGAUGGAAAUUUUAUUUUAAACUAUUGAAAAAACAUUUUCUCUUUGUAAAUAGCAGAAAUGUUUGGCAGUCACUUUUUAACAGUAAAUUUGAAUUAUACAGUAAAAACAGGAUAAGGGGCAGUAGGCCUACAAAAGAUCUAAGAUAGCGGUAGCCAUGCUCAAUUAAUGUCCCUGGUGACAAAAAAUGUGCACAUAAAUCACUUCUUGGGUUAAGUAAUUUCAAGCUACACUAUCGUUAAAUAUGAGACUGACAAUAAUUUAUUCCACUAGAGUGAGCUCUUGAGCCUCAAUAUCUCAUCUUCUGUCAUAUCAUUACAGUGUGCCGUCUUCUACCACAGCACAAAACACUAGUGUAGCAAUAUUUUACAUCUAAAUCUAAAAUAAUAAAAUCAGACACAUUAAGGUGCUCCAGUAUGUUAUUUU
Messenger RNA from Plectropomus leopardus (leopard coralgrouper), 2068 nucleotides. It is a transcript of the gene tekt4, whose product is annotated as tektin 4. Gene Ontology annotation, cellular component: microtubule cytoskeleton; sperm flagellum; nucleus. NCBI's taxonomy places the organism in Eukaryota, Metazoa, Chordata, Actinopteri, Perciformes, Serranidae. The record is from RefSeq and is a predicted model, not a curated record. Gene Ontology annotation, biological process: cilium assembly; cilium movement involved in cell motility.